Nothoprocta perdicaria is the source of this 618-nucleotide messenger RNA. It is a transcript of the gene NDUFS4, whose product is annotated as NADH:ubiquinone oxidoreductase subunit S4. The coding region runs from base 12 to 509 and encodes 165 amino acids. The transcript has 5 exons. Gene Ontology annotation, biological process: electron transport chain. The record is from RefSeq and is a predicted model, not a curated record. Lineage: Eukaryota; Metazoa; Chordata; Aves; Tinamiformes; Tinamidae.
CGGCGCUCUCAAUGUCAGCGGCUCUGCGGCGCCUGGUCGCGGCGAGCGGGGCGGCCGCGGGCCGCGGCUCCGCCGACAGGUCACUGAGCACUUCCACAUGGCGGCUGGCACAGACCCAAACUCGAGACACGCAACUCAUCACAGUUGAUGAAAAAUUGGAUAUCACUACUUUAACUGGUGUUCCAGAGGAGCACAUCAAAACCAGGAAAGUUCACAUUUUUGUCCCAGCACGUAACGCAAUGCAGGCAGGAGUUAACAACACCAAGAAGUGGAAGAUGGAAUUUGAUAACAGGGAGCGCUGGGAGAACCCUUUAAUGGGUUGGGCAUCUACAGCUGAUCCUUUAUCCAACAUGGUUCUGACGUUCUCUACUAAAGAAGAUGCCAUUGCCUUUGCUGAAAAAAAUGGCUGGAGCUAUGAUGUUGAAGAGAGGAGAAUUCCAAAACCUAAAUCCAAGUCUUAUGGUGCAAACUUUUCUUGGAACAAGAGAACAAGGGUGUCUACAAAAUAGGUUGGCAUUGGCUAUCUGUCUGACUGUUAAUAAAGUCAGCUGUGCUGUAUUUAUAGGCCAUGUAUAAUACAUCUCUUAAUCUCCUAAUAAAUUUGACCUUUAAACUACA